Messenger RNA from Monosiga brevicollis MX1, 1185 nucleotides. RefSeq lists its product as uncharacterized. Lineage: Eukaryota; Choanoflagellata; Craspedida; Salpingoecidae. Gene Ontology annotation, molecular function: exo-alpha-sialidase activity. Gene Ontology annotation, biological process: oligosaccharide catabolic process; ganglioside catabolic process. The record is from RefSeq and is a predicted model, not a curated record. The transcript is spliced from 2 exons. Gene Ontology annotation, cellular component: cytoplasm; intracellular membrane-bounded organelle; membrane. The coding region runs from base 1 to 1185 and encodes 394 amino acids.
AUGGCAGUGGUGGUGGCGGUGCUGCUGGUGCUGGUGGCCUCGGUCUUGGGCUUGCCAAGCAGCCACUCCAAUUGGCAGUCAUUGGUCAACAAGACAGACCUUUUUGUCAACAACCAGCCGUAUGGCAUCACCUACCCAUGCUAUCGCCAGCCGGCCCUGAUCUUGAUGGGUGAAGGCUUGCUGGCCUUUGCCGAAGGCCGGAACAUCAGCUCUUGUGCGCCGCCGCUUCAGGCGGCCGCGCCAUCGCCUGUGGAAGAGGUUGGGGGUCUAGUCUUGCGACGGUCGACAGAUCUGGGUCGCACUUGGAGCGCUCCCAUCACUCUGUACAGUGGCAACAUCGACUUUUAUGUUACCGUGUAUGACGCCGAGAAGGAUGUAGGCUGGCUGUUCUUGCAAGAGGAGAGCGCAGUGCGUGUAUUUAACACGACCGAUCAAGGUUACACUUGGGCCGGGCCAUUUGCCUUUACUGCCCCUGUGCCCCCAGGACUUCGACCCACGGUGCAGCCGGCCGUGGGUCAUGGCCUUCAGCUUCAACGUCAUCUCUGCGCUGCUCCCGGUGGCUGCGCCGAGGCCGGCACGUUGGUCGUUCCAUUUGUGUGUAUGUCCGACACAGCAACCCCAGUGGAGAGAGUUCAUUCGGAUACGGCAUGCGCCUCUUGCCAGAGCUGCUUGCUUUUGAGCUCUGAUCACGGUGCUAGCUGGCGGUUUGCUGCCCUGGGGCAACUGGGGUCUCGUGAAGCGCAGGCCGUGCAGAUUGCCAGUAACACGUCAUCAGCAUGGUUGUACGUGACAGAGCGCAACCUAGGCCCCAUGCCGGGUCACCGAAUGUAUGCCAUCAGCCACGAUGCAGGCCACUCCUACACUGAAACCGGCAUCAACAAAGGCUUGGUCACUCCCAUCACAGCAGACUGGACUGGAACGGUGGCUUCGGUGGAGUCCAGCUUCAAUCAACAGCCAAGCUCGCCCUUGUUCAUGGCCUUGCCAUUCAACGCCACUGUACGAUGCAACCUCACGCUCAUGACAAGCUUGGAUGCCGGAGCCACGUGGGCUGCCCAAACAGUCUUUUGGCCAGGCCUGGGCGCCUAUACUGAUUUGUCAGCACUGCCGACCGGUCUUGGCGUCAUUUUUGAGAACGGCGAGGCCACAUUUGCAGAUCGCAUUUCCUUUGCAAACCUUCUCCAAUAG